GCGAAGCAAUCCAUCUGGCGGAGUCAGGUUAUGACUCAGAGCCCGUUUACUCGAAAUACGACAUGGACAAGUGUAGAAACGUAAAGAAGUGUCAGCGUUCAAGGGUGUGGGAAAAGUUUUCUCUAUUAUCCCCGAAUAAGGUUUGGUGUUUACUGUGCCAACAAGAACUGGAAUACAUCAAUACCUCUACAAUGUUGAGGCACCUCCGUACUAAACACGAAGCAGCAGCAGCAACAUCAACAUCCAGUGCUCCGCCCAGCGACAACAUUCAAGGCAGUGUUAAUUCAUUUGGAGUCAAACCCUGUGCUUUGGCUGUUGAGGGAGCUGCAAAGAUCAGUGACAUGACAUGUGAAGAGGUACCCGAGAUCUGCAUCUUAAAGACUCGCGAGUUGUUGUUAAAUGCUCAGCUCCUGAUGUAUGAUAUAGAGGAACUUCUGGACUGUUGUACAUCAGCAAGCCCCUGCAACCAGAGACGGUGCAGAACGAUUCAGCAGGAGUGUCAGGCCAGCAUAGAGGAGGACGGAGAGACCUUGAUCAUAGAGGGCUUCAGGUUUGAGAGUGCGGUCAGCAGAGAGGACUGGCUGAGAUCACAGACUGGUGGAAGAGGAGGAUGCCAGGGCGACACUUGAGUGAUGGCUACCUUAGUGGUUUCAUCCCACAAAGUCAACAAGGCCAAACGAUGGCCUUGGUAACGGCAGAGCAGUCCUAUGCUCCUCCCCCUCCGCCCAUGGCUCCGCCCAGCCCUGGCACCACAGGAGGAGGAGGUGGUGGUGGUGGAGGAGGAGGUCAUGGAGGAGGGCUAGUGGAGCAGCUUAGUAAGACCAACCUGUACAUCAGAGGCCUUCCGCCUGCCACCACCGACCAGGACCUCAUCAAACUCUGCCAGCCAUAUGGGAAGAUUGUGUCAACAAAGGCCAUCCUGGACAAGAACACCAACCAAUGCAAAGGCUAUGGCUUUGUGGACUUUGACAGCCCUGCUGCAGCCCAGAAGGCUGUGGCCUCACUCAAAGCCAGCGGAGUCCAGGCACAGAUGGCGAAGCAACAGGAACAGGACCCCACCAACCUUUACAUCUCGAACCUGCCACUGUCCAUGGAUGAGCAGGAGCUGGAGAACAUGCUGAAGCCCUUUGGUCAUGUCAUUUCCACGCGGAUACUGAGGGACGCCAAUGGCCUGAGCAGAGGAGUCGGCUUUGCUAGGAUGGAGUCGACAGAGAAGUGCGAUGUGGUGAUUCAGAAUUUCAACGGGAAAUUCUUGAAAACCCCUCCAGGCAUGACAGCCCCUGCAGAGCCGUUGCUGUGCAAGUUUGCUGACGGAGGCCAGAAGAAGAGGCAGACCCAGGUCAAGUAUCCCCAGAAUGGCCGACCGUGGACACGGGACGGAGAGAGUGGUAUGGCGUUGACGUAUGAUCCCACAGCGAUGCAGAAUGGGUUCUACUCUUCUCCAUACAGCAUCUCCACCAAUCGGAUGAUUGCACAGACGUCAAUCACACCCUUCAUCGCUGCCUCUCCCGUCUCCACAUAUCAGGUUCAGAGUACAUCUUGGAUGCCACAUCAACAGUAUGUUAUGCAACCUACAGGUGCUGUGAUCACCCCAGCAACGGCUCUAGAGCCCAGUUUGUCUCUUCACCCCUCCAGUGUAAUGGCUCCUCUCACCCAGCAGAUGAACCACCUGUCUCUGGGCACCACAGGCACCAAACCACAAAGCCACACACAUGGAAAUUGCCUUUUUCUGUUUGCUGAAAUGUGCGAUGACCCUGGGACCAAGCCAAACUAUUAUUACAUGCCUGCUGCAGCGGCUGGUCCUAUGCAAGGAACCUACAUUCCCCAGUACACUGCAGUGCCUGCCUCUGCCAUCACAGUGGAAGGCAUGGUGACAGACCCAUCUUCGCAGACAGCCGCCCCCUCCUCCCAGGACGCCAGCGGGCAGCAGCCUUUAACAGUGGAGAAUACAGGAGAUCAUGCCACAGCCUACUCUUACCAGCAGUCGAAAUAACAAGAUUGGUAGGAAUCAUUGCUGCAUUGCCUUUAGAAGGACUGCACUGAGGCUCUGGAGACACAAAGAGAAUCAAAAUGAAACGGGGACAAAAAAAAA
Perca flavescens (yellow perch) is the source of this 2092-nucleotide messenger RNA. Its product is annotated as RNA-binding motif, single-stranded-interacting protein 3. The record is from RefSeq and is a predicted model, not a curated record. The transcript is spliced from 19 exons. Gene Ontology annotation, cellular component: ribonucleoprotein complex. The coding region runs from base 611 to 1993 and encodes 460 amino acids. NCBI's taxonomy places the organism in Eukaryota, Metazoa, Chordata, Actinopteri, Perciformes, Percidae. Gene Ontology annotation, molecular function: RNA binding.